GACCGUCAAUGAUUCUACUAUAAAUGUAUACAUAUGCGUUGUUCAGUUCUUGCAUGGCUUAGGAAGUUAGAAGAAAAAAACAGAGAUGAAACGAGUUGUAAUAAUAUGUUUAGUUACACUGCUGUUGUUUAGUGUUUCAAUAACAGAAUCUAUUGCUAAUUCACAGACACAAAGAGACCAAGACAAGAAAGGUUUGGUUAGAAAAAGACACGGAAGGGUCAAAAGCAGAAGACAAAACCGAAGUAGAAACGGCGAAGCCUUUGCUACUAAAUGCGAUGUGUUCUUUAGAUGCGUGUUUGGCACUUGCGGUCAAUGGAACUUCCCAAUUGUGCCUUGUCCUCAAAACCCUUUCCUGCCUCCUCCGCAAGCUUUACCACCACCUAUUUCACCACCAGCACUGCCACCCCCGGUUGUCACACCCUGCCCACCACCACCGCCACCACCGUGUGUUACUUGUGUAGAAGCAUCACCACCACCACCGCCAAUCCCUGUUCCUUGCCCACCUCCACCAUUGCCACCACCAUCGCCUCCUCCUCCCGUGCCUUGCAUUACUUGCGUCACAACCCCGACACCGUCUCCACCCCCGGCGCCUUGCAUUACUUGUGUCUCAGCCCCGGCACCGCCUCCUGCUCAGCCUUGUGUUGUUUGCACCACGGCACCGGCUCCACCUGCACCAGUGCCUUGCCCACCGACACCAGUAGCACCCGUUAUCCCAUUUGUCCCUAUACCGAUUAUACUCCCUCCGUUACCACCUUUAUUUCCAACUCAGCCACCACCAACACCAUCGGCAACGCCUUCUCCGGUUCCAAUCCUACCUCCACCUACUCCAGUGCUGCCACCACCAACACCAUCGGCAACGCCUUCUCCGGUUCCAAUCCUACCUCCACCUACUCCAGUGCUGCCACCACCAACACCAUCAGCAACGCCUUCUCCGGUUCCAAUCUUACCUCCACCUACUCCGGUUCUACCCCUCCCGCCACCUUCUGCUCCUCUUCCACCACCAUUAUCUUCUUCUCUUCCAUCACCACCCCUUCCAUUAGUCUUAUCUCACCACCAACACUACCUGGCGGCUCAGUUUCUCUGCCACCAUUUACGAUGACACCACCUCUUUUAGGUGGUGGCGGUCCAGGAAUCAUCAGUUCACCACCUCCUCUUUUAGGUGGCGGAGCUCCGGGAAUCACAGGUUCACCUCCUCCUCUAUUACGCGGUGGCUCUCCGGGAACCAUUAGUUCACCACUUCCGUUUUUAGGCGGUGGAGCUCCGGGAACCAUUAGUUCACCUCUUCCUCCUUUAUUUGGCGGCGGCAUUCCAGGAAUCACCAGUUCACCUCCUCCUCCUCUUUUAGGCGGGGGCACUCCAUUAAUCACUGGUUCACCUCCGCUUUUAGGAAGAGGAAAUCCAGGAACAACCGAAUCACCUUCUCCGCCUCCUAUUUUAGGAGCCGAAGUCCCAGGGACUAAUGAUACACCUCCUCCGCCGUUGGUGGCUGACCUCCCACCAGUGACAUGGUUUUCACCACCUGAUACAACCAACGGAUCACCACCCCCAUCAUCUGUUAUCAUCCUUCCUCCGCCAUUAGAUCGUUCUACAUUAACACCACCAACUUCACAAUUUCCACCGCCAGAUAUAACCACUGGAACUCCACCACCCGCACCGGAUACCCCUUCACUUCUCCCACCACCAGUAGACGAUUUUCCACUGAUCCCAUCCCCGCCUGACUUAUCUACACCAGAUUUUUCACCACCUGAUGUAACAAUCGAGCCACCAAUUGACCAGUCAACACCACCGCCACCCAUCCUUCCCGAGAUUCUGCCUCCACCAGUUGAAGAUUUCCCGCCAAUUAUUCCUCCACCGGUUCAAGACCUACCUCCGAUAAUACCACCUGACCAAACAACUCCAGAGUUUCCACCACCUGAUGAAACAACCGAGCCACCAAUUGACCAAUCAACACCAUCGCCAGUAGUCCUUCCCGUGAUUCUGCCUCCACCAGUUGAAGAUUUCCCGCCAGUUAUUCCUCCACCAGUUCAAGACCUCCCUUCCAUUUUACCUCCACCGGUUCAAGAGUUGCCGCCUAUUUUGCCUCCACCAGUUGAAGAUUUUCCGCCCAUUCUACCCCCACCGGUUCAAGAACUUCCGCCGGUUUUCACAACACCUCCGAUCGUGCAAGAUCCACCUACAGUUCCAAUAUUCUGCACACCACCAGCCUUAGGAGAUUUCCCACCGCAAACUCCCGUCUUUACCACGCCACCGGAGGUAACGAAUCCAUGGCUACCGCCGGAGCAACCACCGGUUACGUCCAACCCAACAAUACCGGAAAAUCCAUAUCCAAACCCGGACAUGGGUUCAAAUCAACCGGUGGUUCAGCUUCCUGCACCCUCUUGGGAUUCCCCGCCAUUUAAUCGCUGAUUUUCUGUAUUUUUGAAAUUUCUCCCUUUUUAAAUGAUAAAUAUGUAACGUAACCUAAACGUAAUAAGCAAGCAAUGCCACCUCGUACAUAUUCAUGGCUGUAAAUUUGCAUUUUCAACAAGUUAAUAAUC
Molecule: messenger RNA, 2537 nt
Organism: Brassica napus (rape)
Lineage: Eukaryota; Viridiplantae; Streptophyta; Magnoliopsida; Brassicales; Brassicaceae
Product: extensin-like
Exons: 1
Coding region: 289-2406 (705 amino acids)
Source: RefSeq, a predicted model, not a curated record